AUGUCUUCUUCCUCGGCAGAAGAGGACACCCGACGUCGAACUUCGCUUGCCGACAAUGACUUCACACGUCCACCUGUAGACACCAGAAGCAGUAGCGGCGAGGAUGAGGCAGAAGCCGACGAAGAAGAAUAUGAAGAAGAACCCUGUCGUCCUGUCAUGACUCAAGGAACAGCUUUGUUGUGGAAAACCUUCUGGCACUUGGCUCUGAAUCCAACAUCAACUUAG
Seminavis robusta is the source of this 225-nucleotide messenger RNA. The record is from the annotation of a GenBank genome assembly. NCBI's taxonomy places the organism in Eukaryota, Bacillariophyta, Bacillariophyceae, Naviculales, Naviculaceae.